This is a messenger RNA of Balaenoptera ricei (Rice's whale), 5048 nucleotides long. It is a transcript of the gene RBM15B, whose product is annotated as RNA binding motif protein 15B. Lineage: Eukaryota; Metazoa; Chordata; Mammalia; Artiodactyla; Balaenopteridae. Gene Ontology annotation, molecular function: mRNA binding. The record is from RefSeq and is a predicted model, not a curated record. Bases 45 to 2726 code for a protein of 893 amino acids. Gene Ontology annotation, cellular component: nucleus. Gene Ontology annotation, biological process: regulation of alternative mRNA splicing, via spliceosome. The transcript has 2 exons.
GUGAGGGGCCUGCGGGCCGCCCGCCCGCCCGCCGCGCCGGCGCCAUGAAGAGGCAGAGCGAGCGAGACUCGAGCCCGAGCGGGCGCGGCUCGUCAUCGUCGGCCAAGCGGCCGCGGGAGCGCGAACGGGAGGCGGAGGCGGGCGGGCGGCGGGCGGCGCACAAGGCCUCGGGCGGCGCCAAGCACCCCGUUCCAACGCGGGCCCGCGACAAACCCCGCGGUAGCGGGGGCGGCGGCGGUGGACAUCGCGACGGCCGCGGCGCCGGGGACGCGAAUCACCGUGCGAGCAGCGGCCGCUCCUCAGGAUCGGGCGCCGGCGGCGGGGGACGCGGUGCCAAGGCCUCGGGGGACCCGGGCGCUUCGGGCGCUUCGCCCCGCGCGUCUCCACUACCGCCACCUCCGCCGCCGCCCGGGGCCGAGCCCGCGGGUCCCGGCUCAUCAGCAGCCGCACCCGAAUACAAGACGCUGCUCAUCAGCAGCCUGAGUCCCGCGCUGCCCGCCGAGCACCUCGAAGACCGGCUCUUCCACCAGUUCAAGCGCUUCGGCGAGAUUAGUCUGCGCCUGUCGCACACGCCUGAGCUGGGCCGCGUGGCCUACGUGAACUUCCGGCACCCGCAGGACGCGCGCGAGGCCCGCCAGCACGCCCUGGCCCGCCAGCUGCUGCUCUACGAUCGUCCGCUCAAGGUGGAGCCCGUGUACCUGCGCGGUGGCGGCGGCGGCGGGAGCAGCCGGCGAAGCAGCAGCAGCAGCGCGGCCGCCUCCACGCCGCCCCCGGGGCCACCCGCACCCGCCGAUCCGCUCGGCUACCUCCCGCUGCACGGCGGCUACCAGUACAAGCAGCGUUCGCUGUCCCCGGUUGCCGCCCCGCCACUGCGGGAGCCCCGCGCCCGCCACGCCGCUGCAGCCUUUGCCCUGGAUGCUGCCGCCGCCGCUGCCGCCGUAGGACUAUCCCGGGAGCGGGCGCUGGACUACUAUGGGCUGUACGACGACCGCGGGCGACCCUAUGGCUACCCGGCGGUGUGCGAGGAGGACCUGAUGCCUGAGGACGACCAGCGGGCCACGCGCAACCUCUUCAUCGGGAACCUGGACCACAGCGUGUCAGAGGUGGAGCUGCGACGGGCUUUCGAGAAGUACGGCAUCAUUGAGGAGGUGGUCAUCAAGAGACCCGCCCGUGGUCAGGGCGGUGCGUAUGCCUUCCUCAAAUUCCAGAACCUGGACAUGGCCCACAGGGCUAAGGUGGCCAUGUCGGGUCGGGUGAUUGGCCGCAACCCCAUUAAGAUAGGAUAUGGCAAGGCCAACCCCACUACUCGCCUCUGGGUGGGUGGCCUGGGACCUAACACCUCACUGGCGGCUCUGGCCCGGGAGUUUGACCGCUUUGGGAGCAUUCGGACCAUUGAUCAUGUCAAAGGAGAUAGCUUUGCCUACAUCCAGUACGAAAGCUUGGACGCAGCCCAGGCCGCCUGUGCUAAAAUGAGGGGCUUUCCCUUGGGAGGUCCAGACCGCAGGCUGCGGGUGGAUUUUGCCAAAGCAGAGGAGACUCGGUAUCCCCAGCAGUACCAGCCCUCCCCCCUCCCUGUGCAUUACGAGCUGCUCCCAGAUGGAUAUACCAGGCACCGAAACCUGGAUGCCGACCUGCGGGUGAGGGAUAGGACCCCCCCACACCUCCUGUACUCAGACCGAGACCGGACCUUUUUGGAAGGAGACUGGACCAGCCCCAGUAAAAGCUCUGACCGCCGAAACAGCCUCGAGGGCUACAGCCGCUCAGUGCGCAGCCGGAGUGGUGAGCGCUGGGGAGGAGAUGGGGACCGGGGCCUGCCCAAGCCCUGGGAGGACAGGCGGAAGCGCCGGAGCCUUUCCAGUGAUCGUGGGAGGACAACCCACUCCCCUUAUGAGGAACGGAGCAGGACCAAGGGUGCUGGGCAGCUUGUGGACCGAGGCUCUGACCGCACCCCUGAGCGCAGUCGCAAGGAAAACCAUUCCAGUGAAGGGACCAAGGAAUCGAGCAGCAACUCCCUCAGCAACAGCAGACACGGGGCUGAGGAGCGGAGCCACCACCACCAUCACGAGGCUCCAGACUCUUCCCACGGGAAGAAGACACGGGAGAGCGAGCGCAAUCAUCGGACCACUGAGGCUGAGCCCAAGCCUCUUGAAGAGCCAAAACACGAGACCAAAAAGCUCAAGAAUCUUUCAGAGUAUGCCCAGACACUGCAGCUAGGUUGGAAUGGGCUUCUAGUGUUGAAAAAUAGCUGCUUCCCGACAUCUAUGCACAUCCUAGAGGGGGACCAGGGGGUUAUCAGCAGUCUCCUCAAAGACCACACUUCUGGGAGUAAGCUGACCCAGCUGAAGAUUGCCCAGCGCCUUCGACUGGACCAGCCCAAGCUCGAUGAGGUCACACGACGCAUCAAGCAGGGGAGCCCCAAUGGCUACGCAGUGCUCCUAGCCACACAGGCGACCCCCAGUGGGCCUGGCACUGAGGGGAUGCCCACGGUGGAGCCAGGCCUACAGAGGCGGCUUCUCAGGAACCUGGUCUCCUACUUGAAACAGAAGCAGGCUGCAGGGGUGAUCAGCCUGCCAGUGGGUGGGUCCAAGGGCAGAGACAGCACGGGCAUGCUCUAUGCCUUCCCUCCCUGUGACUUUUCACAGCAGUACCUCCAGUCAGCACUGAGGACAUUGGGCAAGCUAGAGGAAGAACACAUGGUGAUAGUUAUAGUAAGAGACACAGCCUAGCCUGAACCUGUCUUUUCCACAAAAGCAGUUAUUUUAAGGUCUGGUCCACUACCCUGGCUGGCACGAGGCAGCGCAGGUGACAGCUGGGAUGUGUUGAGAGAGACAGUUCGUGAGAUGGAGGCGGGGGCUCAGUGCGGACCUCAUGGACAAUACAUGCCUCUCCACAAGGACAGUGAAAGAGGUGACUUUUUGAGACCUUAGAGAUUUAAAAUAAACAGGGCAAGGAAGGCGCCUGGGGAAGUACUGCUCACUAGGCUUCAGCUGGUGCUCGUGAGAGAAAAAGCACGUUCAUAACAAACACAAGAAGUGUCAAAUGUGUUUAUUUGCCUGUUUGUACUUGAGCUUUGGCCACAACUGCCAGGUAUCUGAGCAAAGCAGUGCGAGGCACAGUAGGCCACAGCUACACCAUGCCAGGCAGUUGGAACCACCAGAAGCAGGAAUGGGCCUCAUCUUGUUUAGAGCAGAUGAGGUAGGGACGAAUGCCUGGGACACAGGCCGGAGCCGCCUUGCUGUAUUAAGCCCAAAACUUCUCUGGGCUGUUCCUUCAUAGAGUGGGUGCUCAGGACCCAGAAUACUACGCCUCCUAGUUUUCCCAGACAGAAACCUAGAAAGUCUGGCUGGAGAGGACACUUAAACCCUUGCUUUGUUCACCCUUCUUGAGGGAUAGGUGCUUUCUGGCCCCAAAUUGAACUACAGAGUUUUCCCGCUGUGUGACCAUCCUCCUCUUCCUUGGACCCUCUUCUCAACUCCUUCCUUCCUCUCUUAAGACAGCAGCUUCUGUAACGUCUCUCAGAAAGGCCUUGGCCAGCACUAGCAAGGGUAGGUCAGGUGGUCAAGGCCCUGGUUGAUUUAUGAUGCUGCCCCCAGAGAGAGAACUAUUUAACUGCAGGCAACCUGUGCCUCCACCUGGGAUUCAGGUUCUAUCUGAGGUGUGGCUUAAAGGCAAAAAUCAACCUAAGGCGAAAUUUGCCUCAUUGGUGGUUUGCUACUAUUCUGUGUGUUUCUUCCUAAGUGACUGAGAUCAUGUGCCCUGGCAGAUAAAGAGAGCUGAUGUUUCCUUAGCCUCUUAGGGCACUUCCCUAAGGGUGUGUUGUCAAGUUGAACAGGAAUGUGCUUUCUUAUUGCAGGUCCCCAUCUCCACCCGAGAGACCUGUGGGUGUUCCCAAGAGCUGCUGGCAGAGUUCAGGGAGACGGUGGCUCUGCUGAGUUACUGACUAGAAUACAAUGCGUUUAGUGCUUCUUGACUUUUAACCUGUUUUCUUCUAAUGCACCAGCAGUCAGACUAGUCCACUGGUUAGGUGUUAGCAGUCCAUUUAAGCUGAGGCAUGAAGCAACGUAAGAGCUGAGACCUCUGCUCUCUAGAGGACCAAGAGGUGCCUGUGUGUGACACAGGACCAACCACUUCAGUGUGUGUGAUGAACUGUAUGGUGCUCCGAAGCCCAGCAGGGCUUCACCAGCCCCUGGUGAGUUUUAGCUGUCUUGUCUUGCUUAUUUACUUCACAAAUUUGUCCUCUUAUCUCAGCAAAGGGAGAAAAGUCUCUUUAGCUAUAAAUACCUAUAUGAUAGAAACCGGGCAAGCUCAAAGGAAGGAGACUAGGGUCUCCUAUUUAUUGUGGGUAAGAAGGGGGUGGGGUGGGGUGAAAAAGGUAAAAAAAGGUAAAGGGGUGAAAAAGGUAAAAAAGCACCUGGUACUUUCCCUGGUGGUAGCACAGUUUAACCAUAGGCCAGUUGUAGAGGCCUGUGAAGUACCUGCAAACCCAGCCUGACCAAGCCCUAGCUGCCCCUAAACUGCCAAAACUGAAGAACUGCCCAGGUCUACUGUUGUACUCCCUUCAGAAAACAGUAAUGACAGUCAGUCAGUCACCCAACUACAGGGAUGGCCAAAAUGCUUUCACUCCCUAGCUUUGCCAGCUCAUUGCUCCACAACAUCCCAGAACCCCUAACGUUCUAGCUCCACCAAAUCUACUCUGGAGCUGCCUUCUUGCUUCAGAACCCAGGAUAGAGAGAUGGAGUGGGCAGUGCCCUGAGCACCUCCCUCUGCCCCCUGCCCAGUCCUCCUCGGGGCGAGCAGCAGACCAGGGUUAGAUGCUGUGACUAAGCUGCUUUUCUCCCCAGAGUGCUUUAUUUGGGCAGAACGUGUUCUCCCCCCGUCCUGGGCUGCCUCUCUUGGAAGGCGUCUUUAUUGCCUGGCUAGAGCUACAAGGAAAGGGACAGACCCCACUUCAGUAAAAGAGAACAGGGAAAGGCCAUAAACAAAGAAAGACAGACUUGUAGUUUAUUUUGUAUUUUUUUUAAAUAAAUACACUUUACAUUAAAGAAAAA